Messenger RNA from Macrosteles quadrilineatus (aster leafhopper), 1471 nucleotides. RefSeq names its product transmembrane protein 11 homolog, mitochondrial-like. Bases 231 to 749 code for a protein of 172 amino acids. Gene Ontology annotation, cellular component: mitochondrial inner membrane. The record is from RefSeq and is a predicted model, not a curated record. NCBI's taxonomy places the organism in Eukaryota, Metazoa, Arthropoda, Insecta, Hemiptera, Cicadellidae. Gene Ontology annotation, biological process: inner mitochondrial membrane organization. The transcript is spliced from 3 exons.
GUUCGGCUUCAAGAAGUGUAUUAUUGUGUUUCUGUGUUUUUGUGUAGUGCAAUUAAUUACGAAUUACGACAGACUCUUCUAAUAAUAUUCCUAACCCAAGUUAAAUUUAUUUAAAUUUCAAUAGAAAAUAACUACUAAUCAAUGCACAAUCCCUAAAGUUUGUGAUUACUGUUAAUAUUUAACUAAUACCUAAUCUAUCUUCCGUUGUUGAGGUUAAAUUACUCACCAAAAUGUCAUCGGGCAGUGAAAGGGACUAUGAUCCGUCAGAAACUGCUAUCAUCAGGGAGGUCUAUGACAGUGAGAACGCUCAUGAAGCUUUUGGUGAAGAGCUGGAGAGGGCACUAGAAGCUGGUUGUCAUACAAUAAUCAUUGAACCAUCGCGUCUAGGUGAUGAGACAGCGCGAUGGAUAGCUGUUGGAAACUGUCUGCACAAAACAGCCGUAGUUGCUGGUCUAGGUUCCAUUGUCACAGGUUUUGCGUGGCCAGACAGUCCAGCCCUGUUCGUACCCCUGGCUUGCACAUCGUUGCUGUGCACCGGUCUAUACACAGUCUCCUGGCAGAUGGACCCUUGUUGUCAGUACCAGGUGAGCAAAGACCCACACUCGCUCGCUACACACGCCUUGGCCUCCUGCUCACCAGUCGUGCUGGUCAGGAAAGACAACUACCGACGGAAAGCGCUACACUCAGCGGUCACGCUUACAUCUACACUACUAGUCGCUUGGAAGUUCUACAUCAAGUGUAUCAAAUGACAAGUCUUCUAGUCAGACUUAGUUUAGGUUGUGACAACAGUAUAGUUCAUCACAGUAGGUUAAGAAUGAACUAUUUUAUCUUAAUAGAGAAUGAACCUGACAAGAAGUUUUUUGUUUAGUUCCUACGGAAGAGUUUGGCCAGUAUUAUUGUAAGCAGGAUGGCUCGAGGAUAUUUAGAGAGAUGUCAAGGAAUUUAAAAAGUUAUAAACAUUCUUUACUAACCUCCAUUUCCUUAUAUGCUUAAUUUACUUGACACAAACAUAUAUACGGCUAUGUACAAUCCAUAUUAUGUUUUCAAUUGACUACCCUCUAGGGUUUACUGUAAUCUAGAGCUUUUCUUAUAUAUGUAGGCUAUUUAUUAGGAAAUGGUAUUCUUACAGUUAACUUAUUUGGCCUGCUUUUAGUGUUUACAAACUCAUCCCAUUUGUCUCUAAACAUAUAUAAAAUACUAAAACAAGUCAUGUAUUUUUUUACUGUAUACUUGAAAAUAUAGAAAAUAUUUUUCUGAAGUGUUGAAAGGAGUUGUUAGGAAUAAGAUGGUUGAUAUUGGAAGAUGUUUACCAGCAGUUAUCAUCUGAAGCACUUUUGAUGAUGUUAUGGAACAAAUUAUGUAGCAUUUUCUGUUAAGUUUGGAAAUGUGAAAACAUAUAUUUGUUGUAAGUAUGUCACAUAUUUCUUUUCAUUAUGAAAAUUUAUGUGAAUUAUAAAAUAAUAAUUUUAUU